AUGACGCAAGUCACAUCCGUCGAUGCGUACUGGCUUGCGGAACUCGGAUCUGUCUUCUAUUCCGUGAAGGAGAAGAACUUUGAUGACCGCGGCAACAGACGCGUGACAGAUCGUGAGUUCUCCAAGAAAGCCGAGCUAGAGACCGAGAUGGCGAGGCAGCGUGAAGAAACUGCAAAACAACUAAAGGAAGAGGAACUGGCCACACAAAUAUCGAAAGGGUCGGCUUCCAAAAUCAUCGUACCCGGUACACCAAAGCAUACAGGCAUUGGUGCGGGUGCUCGCGUUAUUCAGACGCCCCGCCGUAGAGUGGGCAUCUAG
Messenger RNA from Postia placenta MAD-698-R-SB12, 318 nucleotides. RefSeq lists its product as hypothetical. The coding region runs from base 1 to 318 and encodes 105 amino acids. The record is from RefSeq and is a predicted model, not a curated record. Lineage: Eukaryota; Fungi; Basidiomycota; Agaricomycetes; Polyporales; Adustoporiaceae. The transcript has 3 exons.